AUGUCUUUCCCCGUCGAGAAGAGCUCCAGCGAAUGGCGCGCCCAGCUCAACCCAGAACAAUUCAAAAUCCUGCGCCAAAAAGGCACCGAGCCCGCCUUCUCCGGCAAAUACGAUAAGCACUACCCGGCCGAGGGCGUGUACGCGUGUGCCGCGUGCGCCGCCCCCCUCUACACCGCCAACCAGAAGUUCAAGUCCGGCUGCGGCUGGCCUGCCUUCUUCGACACCAUCCCCGGCGCCGUCACCCGCCACACCGACCGCACUCUCGGCAUGGAGCGCACCGAGAUUGUGUGCAGCAACUGCGGCGGACAUCUGGGGCACGUGUUCAAGGGCGAGGGCUUCCCGACGCCCACUGACGAAAGGCAUUGUGUCAACAGUGUCAGUUUGAAGUUUCAGGACAGCGACCCUGUGAAGGAGUCGAAGGCUUAG
Messenger RNA from Neohortaea acidophila, 426 nucleotides. Its product is annotated as putative methionine-R-sulfoxide reductase SelR. Lineage: Eukaryota; Fungi; Ascomycota; Dothideomycetes; Mycosphaerellales; Teratosphaeriaceae. Gene Ontology annotation, molecular function: peptide-methionine (R)-S-oxide reductase activity. The transcript has 2 exons. Gene Ontology annotation, biological process: response to oxidative stress; protein repair. The record is from RefSeq and is a predicted model, not a curated record. Bases 1 to 426 code for a protein of 141 amino acids.